This is a messenger RNA of Rosa chinensis, 1455 nucleotides long. Its product is annotated as palmitoyl-protein thioesterase 1. Gene Ontology annotation, molecular function: thiolester hydrolase activity. Gene Ontology annotation, cellular component: intracellular membrane-bounded organelle. The coding region runs from base 206 to 1189 and encodes 327 amino acids. Lineage: Eukaryota; Viridiplantae; Streptophyta; Magnoliopsida; Rosales; Rosaceae. The record is from RefSeq and is a predicted model, not a curated record. The transcript has 12 exons.
GAGUCAGCUGUAACAACUAAGAAGGGUAGUUGGCGCGACCAUCAAGCCAAAACAAAUCCUCUUCUCUCUGUAAACAUGUCAUCUACCAUUUUUCUCAGUAGUCCCUCACUACCCAAAAUCCUAGGACUCCCAAGUUCAAACCUUUGUCCACUCUGAAAUCCCAGAAAGCUAUUUUUAAACUUGAACCAAAACCCAUUUAAACCCAAUGGCUUUUCCACUGUUACCAAUCAUUUUCAUCUUCUUCUUCACCAUCACUCUCAUCCCACUUACAUUCUCUGUUCCUUUCAUCGUUUUUCAUGGCAUUGGAGAUAAAUGCAGCAAUCAAGGAGUCACACACUUUACGGAGCUCUUAAGCAAAUGGUCUGGUUCUCAAGGAUAUUGCGUAGAAAUUGGGGAUGGAUCAUGGGAUUCCUGGACAAUGCCUUUACUGGAACAGACGGCUAUUGCUUGUGAGAAGGUUAAAAAUAUGAAUGAAUUAAGUGAUGGUUACAACAUAGUUGGACUUUCUCAGGGUAACAUGGUUGGUAGAGGAGUAGUUGAAUUUUGUGAUGGUGGACCUCCUGUCAGAAAUUUUGUAUCACUAGCAGGUCCCCACGCCGGUACCGCUUCUAUUCCAUUUUGUGGAUCGGAGUGGCUUUGUGUUCUCCUGGACGACUUAAUCAAGUCAGAGAUCUACAGCAGCUUUAUCCAGGAACAUUUGGCUCCAAGUGGUUAUGUUAAAAUCCCUACUGAUAUUGCUGCCUAUCUAAAAGGGUGUACAUUUCUUCCAAAGCUGAACAAUGAAAUCAAUUUUAAGAGAAAUUCCACAUAUAAGGAACGAUUUGCAAGCUUAGAGAAUUUGGUGCUUAUUAUGUUUGAGCAAGACACCAUAUUGAUACCCAAGGAGACCUCCUGGUUUGGAUAUUUCCCAGAUGGGGCCUAUGAUCCUAUAUUGCCUGCACAAGAGACUGAGCUGUACAUUGAAGACUGGAUUGGUUUGAAAACCUUGGACGAAGCUGGAAAAGUCAAGUUCAUAAACGUGUCAGGUAAUCAUCUGGCCAUCACGAGAAGUGACAUGAAAAAGUAUGUUGUGCCGUACUUGGAAGAUGGAACAUCAAAGCAAACGAUGAUAGCAGAGCCCUCGUCACAAAAAUUACUUUCAUCAGCUUGGAACUUCCUCUUGGAAUUUGCUGGGCUCAAAGAGGAUUGACAAUUGGUGCCGACCGUGGUGUAGCGUUGAGAGGCAUAAUAUAUGUGUGAAUAAGAAAUACAAAAUUUUCACAAUAUAAGGGUUGUUGAGUGAUUGAUAACACGUAUACACGCUGCUCGUUUGGAAAUGUUGUAGAGUUCAAUGCGACUUUGUCAUGUCUGUUUAUAUGCAUCACUGAGAAUUGAGAGCAGGAACACAUGGGCUUAUUGGUUCGACUAUUUAUAAAUUGUAUGAAGAACAAUGAAACUCAAGUCGAUAAAUGGUCA